Dissoconium aciculare CBS 342.82 is the source of this 1041-nucleotide messenger RNA. RefSeq names its product alternative oxidase. The transcript has a single exon. Gene Ontology annotation, molecular function: alternative oxidase activity. Bases 1 to 1041 code for a protein of 346 amino acids. Gene Ontology annotation, biological process: alternative respiration. NCBI's taxonomy places the organism in Eukaryota, Fungi, Ascomycota, Dothideomycetes, Mycosphaerellales, Dissoconiaceae. Gene Ontology annotation, cellular component: mitochondrion. The record is from RefSeq and is a predicted model, not a curated record.
AUGAACUGCACGCGCAGCCUGACCGUCAACGCUUUCUCCGCCAAGCAGUCCGCUGCUCAACUCCUCAAGGCUCUCAACCACAAUGGAGUUAAGGUGACGACUCUGGCCCGGCCAGCUCUGCUCGGCCUCCAGAACCAAUCUUCGCUCCUCGUGACUCCUACCUCACGACCCUUCAGCACCACCCAGGCCUCUCGGAUGAAAGACUUCUUCCCUCAGCCUGAGACCGAAAACAUCCGUCAGACACCUCCAGCAUGGCCGCAUCCCGGCUUCACCAAAGAAUCCAUGGAACUGGUCGCCUUCAACCACCGUCAACCUCGCGACUGGCCUGACCGCAUCGCCUACACCAUGACCAAGAUCCUCCGCUUCGGCCUGGACCUCGCGACGGGCUACCGCAAGGACAAGGUGCCCACCGCACAUCAGUACAUGGUCCGCAAUGUCUUCCUCGAGAGCGUGGCAGGGGUCCCCGGCAUGGUCGCCGGGAUGCUCCGCCACAUGCACUCGAUGCGUCGAAUGAAGCGCGACAACGGCUGGAUGGAGACCCUCCUCGAAGAAUCCUACAACGAGCGCAUGCACCUCCUCACCUUCCUCAAAAUGGCCGAACCGGGCUGGUUCAUGCGGUUCAUGGUGCUCGCGACCCAGGGGGUCUUCUUCAACGCCUUCUUCAUCUCCUACCUGAUCGCGCCGAAGAUCUGCCACCGCUUCGUCGGCUACCUGGAGGAAGAAGCCGUGUACACGUACACGAAGGAGAUCGCCGCCCUGGACGCGGGGCAUCUGCCCGAGUGGGAGGGGAUCUCCGCGCCGGACAUCGCGGUCAAAUACUGGAACAUGCCCGAGGGCAACCGCAGCAUGCGCGAUCUGCUCCUGUACAUCCGCGCCGACGAAUCCAAGCAUCGCGAAGUCAACCAUACCCUGGGCAAUUUGGAUCAGAAGAACGACCCGAACCCGUACGUCAGCGAAUACAAGGACACGACGAAACCGCAUCCGAACAAGCGGCUGGAUGUGCAGAAGCCGGCGGGGUGGGAGAGGGACGAGGUCCUUUAG